UCGACCGCGGAGCUAUGUCUGCUGCCACAUACGUGACAGCUGGGUUACUCUUGCUGAUGCUUGCAACCUCCGUGAGCGCCAGCGGGCCAUACGACGUCCAGCGACAGCACAGGUCGAUAAACGUAGCCGACGGCGACGUUGACGCCGACGAGAUGUUCUACCUGGACGGUGUCAUCACAGACGAUGACGACACCGGAAAGUCGGCCGGACGGACAUCGUUCAAUGUCGACAGGUCCUUCUUGCGUCUUUCCGCCGCCGAGCCCGUGCCUGCCUUCCGGCUUGCAAAGACAGCGAUCUACGGCACAAGGAUACCACAUCAGCGACAACAUCGGACGUCGUCAAGGUCAGAAGAAGCAAAUGACCGGUUGGCACCGUUCGUAAAGCGCAUGCUCAUGGUACCCGACGUUCCACAAUGCACUAUGCGCUGUAGCAGAUGUCCGAAGUGCGCCCCAGUCUGCUGUAAGUGGAUCAUGCGUGAGAAGUAAGCCGGUUUGCCCGCCAGAUCGAUGGACAAGUUACCGCGGUAUUGAAUAAAUGCAUGAAUGAUUAGGUAUAAACAAUCGUGACUUCUGAGUGCACUUGCGUUUCCAAGUGCAGUGUGUAAAGGGCCUUAAGGACCGUUGGCAAGCCAGCGCUGAAAAAAAAUAAGCAAGUUGUGCACGGUAAAAUAAUGUGACAUUGUAAUUCGCAUUAGAUUUUGUUGAAAAAUACGCAAAUAAAGUGGCCGGGAAAAUAUA
This is a messenger RNA of Priapulus caudatus, 737 nucleotides long. RefSeq lists its product as uncharacterized. Bases 15 to 485 code for a protein of 156 amino acids. The record is from RefSeq and is a predicted model, not a curated record. The transcript is spliced from 3 exons. NCBI's taxonomy places the organism in Eukaryota, Metazoa, Priapulida, Priapulimorpha, Priapulimorphida, Priapulidae.